Aspergillus ibericus CBS 121593 is the source of this 1857-nucleotide messenger RNA. It is a transcript of the gene fhpA, whose product is annotated as flavohemoprotein. The transcript has a single exon. Gene Ontology annotation, cellular component: intracellular anatomical structure. NCBI's taxonomy places the organism in Eukaryota, Fungi, Ascomycota, Eurotiomycetes, Eurotiales, Aspergillaceae. Gene Ontology annotation, biological process: nitric oxide catabolic process; cellular response to nitrosative stress. The coding region runs from base 421 to 1674 and encodes 417 amino acids. The record is from RefSeq and is a predicted model, not a curated record. Gene Ontology annotation, molecular function: nitric oxide dioxygenase [NAD(P)H] activity; oxygen binding; heme binding.
CUCGAUUGUCUUCGGCACUCCCAAUUGCCCCCCUCCAAUCAUGGAUCGACGGCCUUAGCAUCAAAUGGAACCUGAUUUGACCUCAAGUCUGGUGCUUCCCCAGUUUCUCCGCGGAGAUGCUGAGUGGAUCACGUCCUGACGGUUUGGCCAUUCUAAUUUCUAGUAGACAAGAAAAAAAAGUGGGAGCAAGAAAAAACUUCACCCGCCACGGCAUGCCGUCCACCCGACCCAACGAGGGGACCUAAAACCACUCACUCACCGGAAUAUAAAUAUCAGGAGGACUGACUCGAGCAGAACGUUUUUAUAUUAUCCCUCACAACAUCAAGAUCAUCUUAUCGCUCAUUCUUAAGCAUUCUGCAUUCGCUGAGCCGCAUAGAUUUGCCACCCUUUUUCUAAUUUGCAAUUACACAUACACACAUCAUGGGUCUCACCCCGGAGCAAACUGAUAUCAUCAAGGCCACCGUGCCUGUCAUCAAAGAGCAUGGCAAUGCCGUCACAUCAAUCUUCUACAAGAACAUGCUGGCCGCACACCCCGAGCUGAACGCCAUCUUCAAUUCCUCCAACCAGACCAAUGGCCACCAACCUCGUGCCCUUGCUGGCGCCGUUUUCGCGUACGCCGCCAACAUUGACAACCUUGGCGCCCUCGGUCCCGCCGUCGAGCUCAUCUGCAACAAGCACGCCUCCCUCUGCAUCCAGCCCGAGCACUACAACAUUGUGGGCAAAUUCCUGCUCGAAGCCAUGGGCGAAGUCCUCGGUGACGCCUUCACUCCCGCCAUCAAGGACGCUUGGGCCGCCGCUUACUUCCAGCUCGCCGAUAUCAUGAUUGGCCGUGAAGCCGCCCUGUACAAGGAAAGCGAGGGGUGGACUGAGUUCCGUGAAUUCCGCAUCGCCAAGAAGGUCCCCGAGUCCUCCGAGAUCACCUCCUUCUACCUGGAGCCCGUCGACGGAAAGCCUCUCCCCGCCUUCCGUCCCGGACAGUACAUCUCCGUGCAGCUCUUCGUUCCCCAGCUCAACCACCCCCAGGCCAGACAAUACUCUCUCAGCGACAAGCCCCGCCCUGAGUACUACCGUAUCUCGGUGAAGAAGGAGGCUGGUCUCAGUGCCACCGAACCCGGCGCCGAGGCUCACCCUGGUCUUGUGUCGAACAUCCUGCACGACCUCCAGAAGGAGGGCGACAUCAUCAAGGUGUCCCACCCUUACGGCGACUUUUUCCUCUCGGAUGCGGAGAAGCAGAGCUCCAGCCCCAUCGUUCUCUUGGCAGCAGGUGUGGGUCUGACCCCGCUCACCUCCAUCCUGAACACCGUUCUGGAGACCGAGGCCGUGACCCAGCGCAAGAUCUCUUUCGUGCACGGUGCACGCACCUCGGGCGCGCGCGCCUUCAAGCCUCAGAUCCGGGAGUUGGUCGCCAAGGUGCCCAACCUGCAGGCCUUCUUCUUCACCAGCCACCCCGAUGCCGAGGACAAGCAGGGCGAGGACUACGACUUUGCCGGUCGUCUGGACCUGAGCAAGCUGGACGCCAAGACCGCGCUAUACCUGGACGACGCGACGACGCAGUACUACGUGUGCGGUCCCGAGUCGUUCAUGGUGGACGUGAGGACCAAGUUGGCCGCCGAGGGUGUGGCCGCCGACCGCAUCAAGAUGGAGCUGUUUGGCACUGGUGGUAUUCCCGCUUAAUUUCAUCAUAGACAUAUAUCUGCUAUUGAUACAGAUAGACCAGAUUUGCAUUACGGGUUACGACAUUGUUGAUUGGCCUUGUUCAUUUAUACAUAGGUUAUUGUUUUGUUUAUAUACUUUACUGCUUGUUUAUAUAUAUAAUACCCACCUCCACUCAAUACAUUUCUGCUUACUCCAUUCACU